Fusarium vanettenii 77-13-4 is the source of this 1065-nucleotide messenger RNA. RefSeq lists its product as uncharacterized. The annotation marks the transcript as partial. The transcript is spliced from 2 exons. The record is from RefSeq and is a predicted model, not a curated record. NCBI's taxonomy places the organism in Eukaryota, Fungi, Ascomycota, Sordariomycetes, Hypocreales, Nectriaceae.
GAUUCCAGUGCUUCAUCAGAGCGAAAAAUACCGUCCGGUCACGCCUCUCAUACUCAACGACUGCCGCCUGUUGAUGAAGACCUGUUUUAUCAACGCUUGAUUCAAUCACAACCACGGCAACCCCCUGGUUACGAGGAAUCCGUCGCCUUGCCACAUGACACGCUACCAGAGUACCAUUGUGACAUUGACCUAGAAGGGGUCUUCAUGCGCAAGAUGGAAAUCACAAACACCACGCAGCGUGCCGAAGAUCGACAAUGGCGAAUGGUCUACGUUAGUCUCCACGGCACGGCCCUGAACAUCUAUGGCGUCAAGAAAAGCUGGCAAUGGGGGCGCACCGCAGAUGAUGGCCCCAGUGUUGACCCUGAUAAUCCACCGUGGAUAGACCAGGGGAAGUUAUUGAAGAGCUAUAGUCUCCAGUACGCUGAGAGUGGGAUCGCAUCUGAUUAUAAGAAGCGGCGGUAUGUGAUCCGGCUACGGGUAGAAACUGACCAGUUCUUGAUCUCUUGUUGCGAACUCUCCACCUUUGUCAAGUGGCUUGACUGGUUGAACGCAGCCAUGAACGUUGCAGCGCCCAUCGAAGACCGGGAUUUCCCUUUCGACUAUAGCGUCCCACGGCUGGAGCGUAUAAGCUUAUUCCACGGCCGAGAGCGGGCACCCGCCUUCGAUCGUGACCUCGGGAGUGAGCUCGAUUUUCGGCGAUCAAGCACAACAACUGGAGAUGUAUCUAAUGGCAGUGAGACACUUAUUUCGAAUCCGCCUAUCGUUGGGAUUUCUUUAUCACGACGCUGGGACUCUUUCGGCCCUCAAUAUUCAGACGACUCGAUCAAUCCAGUGACGGGGAAAUGGUUUCCACAGUGCCGGUGGUCGAGUGCGCACGACAUGCUGUACGCCAAGCUGUGCUACUCCAACCUCCUAUUCAAGAGCCCCCGGAAGAGCUCUUACGUGAUCUCGAGCGGUAAAAAGUGGUUUGUCGACUGGUCGACGGGGAGGAUGGUCCGUGUAUUGCCUCCUACCUAUGAAGAGAUUGAUUACAUUGGGCCGUGGCAGGUUGUCCGUACCGAGAAU